This is a messenger RNA of Neoarius graeffei (lesser salmon catfish), 2172 nucleotides long. RefSeq names its product peptidase, mitochondrial processing subunit alpha (gene pmpca). Gene Ontology annotation, cellular component: mitochondrion. Gene Ontology annotation, molecular function: metalloendopeptidase activity; metal ion binding. The coding region runs from base 25 to 1578 and encodes 517 amino acids. Lineage: Eukaryota; Metazoa; Chordata; Actinopteri; Siluriformes; Ariidae. The record is from RefSeq and is a predicted model, not a curated record. The transcript is spliced from 13 exons.
GGUCAUGCUCACAGAAAAUCCAACAUGGCGUCUCACAUGUCGAGGUUCGUGUGUUGGGGCCGUGGACAGAGGUUUGGCAUUGCUGCGUGUCGACAAUACAGCAGUGCAAGUCGAUACCCGAAUAUUUCUCUGUCUACACCUUUACCUGAUAUUCCCAAGCCUGUGUUCGCUUCAGUUGAUGGUCAUGAACAAUACGAAACGAAAAUAACCACUUUAGAGAAUGGCCUUAAAGUUGCAUCGCAAAAUAAGUUUGGCCAGUUUUGCACAGUUGGUGUUUUGGUAAAUUCAGGUUCUCGCCAUGAAGCCAGAUAUCCUAGUGGGAUUUCACACUUUUUGGAAAAGCUUGCCUUUUCUUCUACAUCUCAAUAUGGAAGUAAAGACGAAAUUCUUCUGUCAUUGGAAAAACAUGGUGGUAUCUGUGACUGCCAAACAUCCAGGGAUACAACAAUGUAUGCGGUGUCUGCUGAAGUCAGGGGUCUGGACACUGUGGUUAGCCUGCUGGCCGAUGCUGUGCUGCAGCCGCGUUUAUUAGAUGAAGAGCUCGAGAUGACCCGAAUGACAGUAAGGUUUGAGUUGGAAGAUUUAAAUUUGAGACCUGAUCCUGAGCCUCUGUUAACAGAAAUGAUUCAUGCUGCAGCAUUUCGAGGCAACACUGUAGGCCUGCCCCGUUUCUGCCCAGUGGAGAAUGUGGACAAGAUUGACAGGAAGUUGCUCCAUACGUACAUGCGUAGCUACUACAGCCCAGAGCGCAUGGUGUUGGCAGGGGUGGGGGUUGAACACGAGCAGCUCGUAGAGUGUGCCAGGAAGUACCUCCUGGAUGUGAAGCCAGUUUGGGGCACAGGCACACCAACGACUGUGGAUCGUUCCGUGGCCCAGUACACAGGAGGCAUUGUUAAGAUGGAGAAGGACAUGUCUGAUGUCAGCCUUGGACCCACACCCAUCCCAGAACUCACUCACAUUAUGAUUGGCUUAGAGAGCUGCUCCUUCCUGGAGGAAGACUUCAUCCCCUUCGCUGUGCUCAACAUGAUGAUGGGGGGAGGAGGCUCCUUCUCAGCAGGCGGCCCAGGAAAAGGCAUGUUUACCCGCCUCUACCUGAACGUUCUCAACAGACAUCAUUGGAUGUACAACGCGGUCUCCUACCACCACAGCUAUGAAGACAGUGGCCUGCUCUGCAUUCAUGCUAGCGCAGACCCAAGACAGGUGCGUGAAAUGGUGGAGAUCAUCACUAGGGAAUUUAUACAGAUGGCUGCUACAGCAGGAGAGAUGGAACUGGAAAGAGCAAAGACUCAGCUGAAAUCCAUGCUGAUGAUGAAUUUGGAGUCCAGGCCAGUCAUUUUUGAGGAUGUCGGUCGGCAAGUUCUGGCCACAGGCCACAGGAAGCUGCCUCAUGAGCUGUGCACUCUCGUCAGUAAUGUUACAGCCAGUGACAUUAAGAGAGUCAGCACGCGGAUGCUGCGCAGUAAACCAGCUGUGGCUGCAUUAGGAGAUCUGACUGAGCUGCCCUCCUAUGAGCACAUCCAGGCCGCUUUGUCCAGCAAAGAUGGCCGUCUGCCUCGCAUGUUUCGCCUCUUCCAGUAGAACAUCAUCGCACGUGUUGCGUACACCAGUGACUGACCUGCAGCGUAACUUUUUACAGAGCUCUUUUAUCGAGCUCUUAUGAGGAAGCGCCGAGUGUCUGUGGUAGUCAGGGCACUUGAAUGUAAAUUUAACUUUGCCUUCAGAGGUCUUGUUUGUUACGUUGUAUGGAUUUGUUUGCAGUAUCGUGUUCAGAGUAAAUAGCAAUGGAUGUUUUUGCAGCAACAUGUCCAAUAGACUGGCUUUAGGUAAUUGAAACGUUGAAGGGCCCUGUUACAACCAAGUAAUGCAAGAAGUCCGUUUAAUGUUUAGUCUGCUGAUGUGCGAAAAAAAAAAAGAAAAAUCAUUGGAAGUAAUAAUAAUUUUCCAAUUUGGCACCAAGUGUUAAAAAUGAACAAUUUGAUUCCAGUCCAAAUUAAAUUAAUUAAAAUUAUUUAUUUUAUUAAAAAUGUAAUCCUAAGAGAAGCUGAUUACGAAACUGUUCAAAAUACUGUAAUGUAGAUUUUCAACAACCUAAUAUUCAGGUUAAUCCUAGGUAUUUGCAUAUAUGAGGCAUUGGCGUUGUUACUAAAUUUAUAAUAAAUAUACAUUUGUGCA